Saccostrea cuccullata (small rock oyster) is the source of this 1527-nucleotide messenger RNA. RefSeq lists its product as uncharacterized. The coding region runs from base 244 to 1527 and encodes 427 amino acids. The record is from RefSeq and is a predicted model, not a curated record. Lineage: Eukaryota; Metazoa; Mollusca; Bivalvia; Ostreida; Ostreidae. The transcript has 2 exons.
UAAUUUUGUACUUCUGCAUCCUGUGUUAGAGUUAUCGUUCGUUGUGUGAAAAAGGCGCAAAGAAUGCACGCUUGUUUUUGUUCUACCAUGUGAAUGUGAACAUGAUCGCUGAGAAAGUUGGUCAAGCACCUCGUUUUCUUACGGCGAACUUAUGCUGAAAUAAAGACCGUAAACUAGCUGUCGAGUGUUUUGUGGUAAAUACGAUGGCAGCAUAGUAAGAAAACGAGAUUGACAGCUUUCAAGAUGCAGAAUUCCGAGGAUGUCCAGAGCGAAGGGACAGGAAAGAGGACACGGGUUCUCACGGAAAGAGCACAGGAAAAUCACACAGCCCAAGUAAGAAAAUAUGAAAGAACUCUGAGAGAACUGAAACACCAGAUAGAGGAAGAGACCCUAAUAUACCAAGAGCUACAAGAUUACAGUGAUGUAAUAGUUCUUGACCAGUGUCUGAGGAGAACUGAGUCGGCGAUAUCCAAGUAUUCAAGGAUUUCACAGGAUUUCAUAGACUUUCUUAAAAGAGCAAACACUGAGGAAACACUUAUGCAAGCCUCAACAGAGCGUUUCAUCAGAGAAACUGUUAUUACAAAAACCGAAAUCUUUCUUCAACACAUUCAGAAAUCGAUAUCAAAGACUAAAGAAAUGCAUCCAGAAAACUCAGAAUUUGCUAUCUCACAAUUAGAACCCCAACCUAGUGUUAAUCCCAAAAUUGAACCCCAGUCAAUGUUAACAGAUCCUAGAUCACACCUACUGAAUACUUCCAAAGUAAAGGCGCCAAGCUCAGCAGCAAAUUCUCGACGUUCCAAGCACAGCUCAAGCGUUUUCAGUUCCUUGUCGUCUUCUGGCUUGAUAAUGCAACAAAGGGCAAAGGCUGAGGCAGCAAAGGCCAAACUUAAAUUUGUCAACUUAGAAGCAAACUUACAAAAUGAACUCGUGGUUCUCACAGCCCAGAAAGAAGCAGCUGUAGCAGAAGCAGAACUGAAUGCCAUGCUCGAAGAGACUGAAGGAUCCAGCGUUGAAGAUCUAAGUGAAAUUCAACAAGAAAGGACAAAGAGCUUUGUCCGCGAGCAGAAUCUUGCACUACAUUCGAGUGAGCAUAUUCCGAGCCAAAUCAUGCCUGCAUUGCCUGAAGACAUUGGAUCACUUGAGCCUCAGCCAGGCCAAGUUCCUACAAAGGGGCCUCUACCAGGCCAGUUUAGUUUCACUAGUAUGCUUAUCCCAGGUCACGUUGACAUCUUGCCUCCUCCUCCGGAACAAGAGCAUAGACAUUAUAAAUCGACACCGAUGAAUCCUAACGCACCUUCUUUCUUGCCGGAACUAACACCAUCUAGACUCGUCAAUGAACCUGCACAGAGCAAUUAUCAAAAUCAUGGGAUGGCUAGUGAGUUGACCAAGUUUUUGUUGAAAAGGGAUCUUCUUAUGUCCAGAUUCUCAAGCUUCAAUGACAGACCUGAGAAUUAUUCCCUUUGGAAAACCUCAUUUAGGGCUGUAGUUGGAAGUAACGCCGCUGGAAGAGUCCGAUCUACUGGUUAA